Lymnaea stagnalis (great pond snail) is the source of this 566-nucleotide messenger RNA. The record is from the annotation of a GenBank genome assembly. Lineage: Eukaryota; Metazoa; Mollusca; Gastropoda; Lymnaeidae.
AUGUGGAACGAGGAAAAGACGCGGUUACAAUCCUUCAGAAACUAUCCACAAUACGCUGGUCAACACCCUGCUGUCUUAGCUUUAAAUGGCUUUGUGUACUGUGGGAGAGGUAUCGAAGAUACCGUCCUGUGCAGCUUUUGCAGAUUUAAAAAGAGAGACUGGAAAGCCGAAGAUGAUGUGACGGUCGUUCAUAGAACGCUGUCUCCGAAUUGCCCGAUGGCAACGGGGCUUCGUUGCGACAACGUUCCGUUUUCCGUCCACUCAGAAGCAACCUACAGGGAUAAUGUCAGUGGUGGCAACGGCGGUGUACUGAUCCAAGGACGUCGCGCGUCGCAGGACAGGUCCGAAGACGUUGCCCUAGAUCCAGCCACCGGGGCGAGACGUUCAGGUUCACAAGCAGCUAGUGUCUCUCAGGCUGAACGCGCCCCGUCGAGAGGCUCGACGCCUCGGUCUUUCACGAAUCAAGGUGAGGGUCAAGAUGAAAACCCACCAAUGGAUCUCCAGCAGAACAGUCAUAGGGUGUUACCAUCAUUCCCAUCAAGAAUGGAAUCUUUUAUAGACACGAG